GCGGUAUCCUACGAGACCUGCGAACGCCGUGUCCGCCAUGUUUUUCUGAACACUACUUUUCUCUCCUCCCGGUUCAAUGUGGUGUUUUUUUUUCCGGUGUCGUUGCGAUUGUACUAACCGAGUCGCGAUGUCCUCACGACGAGUUCGGUGAUGUGAACCGGCCGAAGCGACGACGACACAAUCUCAAGAUUUUGCAGUUGUGAAUCGCCCUCGAGAGGACAAUGUUACGGCCCUGAGAAGGCGUUUUUGAAUGCUGUGAACCUUGCCACGUCGCCAGUUCCGAGAUGCGGAGGUAGCAAGAGCUGCGGGAGGGAGCCUUCCAGCCUUGUCGUCUCGAGUAGACGAGGGUCCCAGGAGUGUGUUGGAGUCACCCCGUUGUUCGUCUCAUCACCUCACACCCGUGCCCCCACCGUCCGAUCGCGCCAUGUAGGAGUGCCUCUCGUCACGUGACUCGAAGCCGACUUCGCCGUGCCGCGUCGCGUGCAGGGUGGUGCCGCGUUUCUGCGUGUCUGUGUCCGUGACGGAAGUGCCCAGUUCGUGCCCAGAACCGGGGGCAACAUGGGAGCCGAGGUGGCGCCGUCGUCGUGACCAAGUUUUUCGACGUGUCGUGCGCUUUCGUCGCGUGCCCGCGAGGCGUCGUCGUCGCUAGCCCUCUUGCUCGUCUGCUUCUGUCGGGAGACAGUCGUCUGCUAAGCUGGGGCAGGGUUUGAACGCCGCAAUUCCUGAAGGCCUGCCAUGGUCUCGGAUGGAAACACCCACUAAUGGCGAACAACAACAUCCCGGCCCACGACUUUGCACCCUCCUGGCUCAAGAUUCCUAGCUAUGACACUGCGAAGAACCCUCAGCAUUCGGACAGCCUUCAUGGUAAUCAAAGAGAGGAGCACCGUUCAUCAUUCCAUCGUCGUGUGGGAGGUGCCACCAGGCCCGUCUUCCGGGAAAGAGACGGUCCCCCUCCCGUGCUCCAUCCAGGAGGGGACAGGGGCGUGGCGCACGCCCCCUCGGGGGAGGAGGACCUCAGGCUUGGUCCCCCGGCGCUCCUGGGGCCCCCGCAGGGGACGGCGACCGCCCCCGACAAGGGCCUGGUGUCGCGGAGGCCGCACAGUCGACACGACUUCAGGGAUCUCCCGCAGCCCGCCUACCACAAGCUGAGUCCAGCGUCCAACAGCAGCAACCACAGUGCCUACCCAGUGGGCCACGUUUCGGGAGGCGGACUGGGCCCCGGUGGCAGCAAGAAGGACCUCGCGGGCAAUAACUUCAACCAGGAAUUUCCAACACUCCUGGGAGCUGAUCAAGCUCCCCCUCAGCCACCGGUCGUCACCAGCGUCUGGGAGAACCCCCGCAACUCAAAGGUGCACGGCACGGUCCUCAAGAAGGUGCACUUGGUCCAGAGGCCCCUGCGGAACGACUCGGCGACUCUGGAGGCGCGCUCCAAGAGCCCCUCUUCUGGGGUUUCGAGCGUGGUGUCUGCCGGCACGCUGAGCCCCAAGCUGGCGCGUCAUCCUGUCGUAGCCGUCGCCCCCACCAGCAAGGCGAUGCCUCCUUCCGCCCAGAGCUCCCUUUACCGGGCGCUCGGACCACCAGCCAAGAAAAUCCAGCACGUGGUGCAGCAACAGCAGCAACCGGCGGGGGGCAUGCACACGAUGGAGGUUCUGGUCAAGCACCCAAAGGCCAAGGGCAACAAGGGGGACUUCCUCAAGGCCCUGCGCUGCGGAGAGGACCCCAAGGAAGGCGCCAAGGGGGCAGGGGACUCCCCCCUCCUCCUCAAUGACGUGUGCCCCGGCAAUGGCCAGUGCCACCCGCAGGAAGAGGAGGAGGAGCGGAGUAGGGCGGAGCUGGAGGCUGCAUCCGGAGUCCGGCGUCUUUCUCUGGGGGACCCUGCGGCUGCGGAGCGUGCUCCCCUUUCUAGUUCUCUGGAGGCCGAGCAGAGGUUGCUGCGCGAGAUGGGCUGGAAGGAGGAGGCUUCGGACGACGACGCGUAUGCUCCGCUGACGGAAGACGAGCUGAGAGAGUUCCAGUACCUCACCAAAAUGCGUCAGGAGAAGCAGCGCAACGGCGUGCAGCGCACGGUGGCGGUGACCGCCGCCUCGGACAAGACGGGAGGACUCCUAUGGAGCCCGCGGCGCGUGGCGAGCGCAGCGCAACCGUUUGCGACGCCGCCGGUCGUCAACCUGCCGCAGGCGGACAACGGCUGGAGCUCAUCUUCUGACACCGACUCGGAUGGAAACUGAGAGCCGCCUCGCCCCGCUUCCUCCCCCUCCCCUCCUCGCGACGUCGCGGACGACGGAAGAAAGCGCCGCACCCGUCGUCGCGCGCUUCGUUUGGCGAAAAACUAAACUCGCGCCUAUCGUUGGUUUGUCGUUUUUCUCGUUUCCAGAGUCCGCGUCUUUCGUUUUUUUUUUUUUUUUUUUUCGAGCGGUCAAUCGUUGCGGUUGUUGCAUGUGCCAAAAGAAAAUAACGUGCAGAGGAAGCGAGCAAAAGCGUUUUCGGAGUUCGUCUAUGCCGUGUUUCAAUUUUGGGCGCGCCGUUUCGUACGAAGCUCGUUUCUGUGGGCGCCUCGGGCGAGACACAAUUGGGCAGGUCGCAUCGUGGUCGGUGCCUCGGGAGAGAUGCGAUUGGGCAGGUCGGACCGCGAUCGGCGCGGCGGUGUCGACUAGACUUUACCACUGAGAUUUGUUUUUCGCCCGGUUGAUUGCUCUCGUCGUGUUUUGUUCUGAAACACACACACCUAGCGUGAGGUCUGGAUACGCGCUUUUGUAAAUAGGGAGUGAGGGCGCAGCACAAUUUCUCGGCACGCACGUGCAACGAACAGCGGGCUGGAGGGAGGCGGAGAGAAUGGGAGAGAGGAAAAAAAAAUGGCUACACGGAUUUUUUUUUUUUUUCGUUUCCUUUGUACAGCGACUUUUUACGUUCUUGUAAAUGACAUCCUUCCAAAGCGAAAUCUUGACUUCGAGAGUGCUCUUGUUGACGAAAAAGAGAGAAAAUAAAAAUGGCGAGAAUUUU
Molecule: messenger RNA, 3000 nt
Organism: Ixodes scapularis (black-legged tick)
Lineage: Eukaryota; Metazoa; Arthropoda; Arachnida; Ixodida; Ixodidae
Product: vasculin-like protein 1
Exons: 13
Coding region: 762-2228 (488 amino acids)
Biological process (GO): DNA-templated transcription; positive regulation of DNA-templated transcription
Cellular component (GO): nucleus
Molecular function (GO): DNA binding; RNA binding
Source: RefSeq, a predicted model, not a curated record